Molecule: messenger RNA, 4350 nt
Organism: Zonotrichia albicollis (white-throated sparrow)
Lineage: Eukaryota; Metazoa; Chordata; Aves; Passeriformes; Passerellidae
Gene: SLC25A47
Product: solute carrier family 25 member 47
Biological process (GO): transmembrane transport
Cellular component (GO): mitochondrion
Molecular function (GO): transmembrane transporter activity
Source: RefSeq, a predicted model, not a curated record
UCACUCUGUUCCUGGAACACUUCCAGGCUUCCCAGCUCUGCCACAGCGUACAGAUUCAUCCAGUACCCGCAAGGCUCACAACCCCCAGAGGCAAGGGCAGACUGUAAGAAGGUGAUUCCUGUCACAAACCAGUGUCUCUGAAGGACUGGCAGGGCUCUGGGAAGACAACUGGAUCCUCGUCCCCUCCCUUCCUCCCCAGCGCUCUCGGGGUGGUUUUGGCAGCAGCUGCGCUCUGCAUGGAUUUCAUUGCUGGGGCCAUCGGAGGUGGUCUAAGCACAGCCGUGGGUUAUCCACUGGACACAGUGAAGGUGAGAAUUCAGACUGAGAACCACUACAGAGGAUUUUGGCACUGUGUUCAGGAAACGUACAGGACAGAAAAGGUCCGGGGCUUUUACAAAGGGGUGACCGCCUCAGCUCUCGCUGUAUCAGUGGUUUCCUCAGUUUCCUUUGGCACAUACAAGAACUUCCUUGGCGCCCUCUGCAAGCUGCGCUACGGGGCUGCAGAUGCCAAGCCGUCCAAGCUGGAUGUUUCUCUGGCUGGAGCUGCUGCCGGCGCUGCCCGGGUUGUGCUGACAAACCCCAGUGAGGUGGCUAAAGUUCGGAUGCAGACUCAGAGGGACCCAUGCCCUUCCAGCACACAUCAGCCUGUUUCCAAGCCAAAGUACCAAGGGUCUCUGCACUGUCUGAAGGUUAUCAUCAAGGAGGAAGGUUUUGGGGGACUCUACAAGGGCUGUUCUGCAUUACUCUGCAGGGAUUGCUCUGCUUCUGCAGUCUAUUUCCUUUCCUAUUCUGUUCUGUGCGACUGGCUCACACCAGAUGGGAGAAAUAAACCAGGUUUCCUUGUUGUGCUGCUUUCUGGUGGUUUUGCUGGAGUCCUGGCCUGGGGAUUUGGUACUCCCAUGGAUGUCAUCAAAUCACGCAUGCAAGUAGAUGAAUCAGACCAGCACAAGUACAAGGGCCUGAUCCACUGUGUGAGGGAAAGUGUGAGAAAGGAGGGGGCAAAAGUGCUUUUCAAAGGACUGGGUUUAAACUGCAUUCGUGCCUUUCCCGUGAACAUGGUAGUGUUUGUAACAUAUGAAGGUGUACUGAGAUUUUCAGAUCAUUAUAUGAACAAAAAAUAGCUUGUUCCACUCUGUCCAAAGUGUAUCUUAUUUAUUUUUUCGUAAGACAACAUCCACAAACAACUGUUGAAUUGAUGGACAGCAUAAGAAGCAUGGACAUUUCAGCCCAAAGCUGACAAUUGAUGGCUUUGUUUUAUUCUUAUAGGAUUACAAACUCAUCAGGGAGCCUUGGCUUCAUACAAAACCUCCCUUUUAUCUCAUUAAGGUAUUUAGACUGUGGCUGCUGCUUAGGCCCCCGAAACAUUUGUGAAUUUUUAUGUCCUAAUAAUUUGUUUGCCUGAGCAGGGAUUUUGGUAAAUCAAGUAAUUUUUUUCUACUGGCACAGACAAUGAUCCUCCCAACCAAAGGAAGAGCUGGAGGGAGUUUGUGUAAGAUUUAACACUCUCCAGCGUGUGCUCUUUACAUGCUAUGCCUGCACUGCAUUCAGUGAGUGACUCACACAUUUGUGCUGCAGGCUGCAACCUCCCCUUCCCAGCAGUAAUUUUCCCAAAGCACACUCCAAUUAUAUUCCCUUGGCAGGAGCUGAAGCAGGAAUGUCCCCUCUUUUUCCCUGCUGCUCUCUAUGAGUGGCAGCCAUGCUCUGUUUACAUAACUGUGCUAAUGGUCUGGCUGCAGCGCCAGGCAGGCUGUGGGAUUGUCUCCCUGAAAAUCCCUCACACAGCAUCAUCCCUCUCCCCAGGCCAUGGAGCAGCAGCUCUCCAUGGCACAGCCUCUCUUGGCACAGCUUUGGAGGCUCUGUUCUCAUCCUGGAGCGAGGGCAGGGAUGGAUGCAAAGCCUCUCUGCUUGGCAGAGGAAAGGCUGCCAGGAAACCCGUGCACUGGCGGGGCUAGGCAAGUUGGAAAAGAGCUGCAAAGUUGUAGAGCAUAAUCAAGAUUCCCAGCUUUUAAAAGUCUAUACUCUUCUCCCUUUAAAUGCUGCUGUUAGCAGCAGCUAAAUGUAUUUUGCCAAAGGUGCAUUUUUGAAAGAAUUUCAGACUUUUCUGUUACUUCUUUCUCAUCUUCCUACUACUUAUUUUUCAUUACUUUUUCCUACUUUUUUCUUGAAAGAUAGUUGAAAAACCAGUGCCUAUGCUAUUGCUUCAGAAGGAAAAUCCCUAAACCCAGAAAUGUUUGCUCAUUCUGCCUCACAGGCAAUAUAUAUGCUUCUGUUUUAAUCCCUGGAUGACAACACUUGAAGCAUUCUGGAUCCAACCUCUCAGAUUCUGCUAAAAAUGCAUUGAUUGCAUGGAUUGCAUUGACUGUAUUUUAAAAGGAGUUUUCAUAUUUAGGACUCUUCUGGUCAGCAGUCACUCUCACAGCUGAUGACACUGGCUGCAGUUUUGCAGCAGACAGGAUGUGUCAGCUGCCUUUGACAUUCAGAAAGAACUACAACAAGUUUAAAGAGUUCAGGUGCUCCUAGACAAGAAUAAAGGGAACCUCUUCUACCCCACACAGGGACCAUUAAAAACUUCACAACUCCUCCUGAAAUCUAAGCCUUCAACUGGCCUUUAAACACAUUCACAGCCAUGCAAUCAUACCAGAGAAGCACCUGAAUUCUUUCAAGCUCUUGCAGCUGAUCCAAGAGCAGGGUGAAGAGACCAGGCUGGUGCACACUGUGUCACCUUAAGGGGAGUGAAAUGUAAGAUCCAACACUAAGUUGGAUUCUCUCCAAAAUGCUUAUGGCCUCAGCAACCUACCACACUGGUGACAGAUUUGGGUGUCAGCACAAACUUCCUUUAGUCAGAAAGUCCUUAAAACAGGAGACUUAAUCAUGUCCUUGAGGUUUGGAAUUCCUCUUAAGAGUCUACUACCCUCACCCUUUCUACAAGGGAUGCAUUUAACUGUGUAGUGAUUUACCCUGCUCUGCCUGGAUGUUUGGAAUCAUACUCCUUUAUGCCAUGUUAUUGUCAGCCAGCCUUGUUCUCAGUCAUUGCACUCUGAACUGAGACAGUGAAAGAACGCCUGCAAAACAGACUAAACAACCUUUUAUUGUUCGGCAGCACUGAUACCAUUCAUGGUCAGCCCAAGGCUUGAAUAUUAAACAGCCCAUCUUUCCCAGUACACUCAGGCACUCAGAUAACUAAAAAUGUCUCCUCCUGUGGGUGUAACUGAAAUACAGCUGAUCCCAAGGGAGAGAAAUUACAGAGGAACUGCAAAUAUGAUUUGGAGCAGCUGCAGAAGCCAGUGCAAGGGGCUGAGAACUCUAAACCUCGGGCUGUUCAGCAACAGGUUAUAAGCAGCUCUCAUGUGGUCUGAACGAAUGCUACAUGAGAGGCAAAUUGUAUCUCUAGGCAGCUUCUUUCAGGAAGGUAAGGGCUUCACAAUCCUGGAAAAAAAACAUCUACACAGUGUGUGGGUGACAGCCUGAGUAAGAACUCACACCUGACACAAACUGCAACAGGUACAGGAACUGACAGUGUGACUACUGCAAACACAGGCACAUGAAUUUAAACCAAUUUUUGUUUACUGACAGGACACAUAUUAUGUACUUCACUACACUCAUCCCAACACACCUGGGUGUUCAGCUUCUGGUUUUCAGCACUUGACUGCUUUAUUUUCUGCUUUGUAUUAUCUUGACCUUUAGCUACUGUAAUGAUCACAGAACUAUUUAUUUUGAUAAACCAGCUAGCUGAAGGCCAGCCAACAGAAAGAAGGUACCACAUUUGCUGUGCUGAUAUUGGGUUUGCUUUGCUAUAUUGACUGCAGCCUUUCAUAUAGAUAAUUUCUUUCAGCAACAAAGUUGGUGGCCUUGAGGCAAAAACUCUUAGAAGUCACACUAGGAUCAGAUUCCAUGUUGCUGACAGUUCCUGUUUGCUCUGACAAUGCUCAUGAAUAUCCAGGCAGGUUUCAGCUUUCCUCUUGGGGAUUGUGGAAGCUCUGUGGGAAGCUAUUCAGGAUCUGUGCUUUUGCACAGAAAUGGUGAGCACUGUGUUUCCACUCAAGCACCAGUUUACACCAAAGCCGCUGAGGUGUCACUGUAAACAGGUCUCAUUGACCUUCCCCCACCCCAGAGCUGGCUGCUGUGCACAGGGACAUGAACCAGGACCAGGCCACCUCUGGACAACUGACCCUCUACUGGAUCAGUCUGGGAGCAGUCUGAACCUUCUACCUGCAAGGGGGCUCUAAGGCACCCUGUUCCAGCACUGCAAAACAAGGAGCAGCUACAUCAGGUGACAAAUCAACACAUAAAAAGGCAGGAAGAGAGGUCAAAACCAAAGCAGUGGUAAUUUAAGCCUCAAAAAAAAAAAAA